Messenger RNA from Stylophora pistillata, 1899 nucleotides. RefSeq lists its product as uncharacterized. Lineage: Eukaryota; Metazoa; Cnidaria; Anthozoa; Scleractinia; Pocilloporidae. Gene Ontology annotation, biological process: regulation of gene expression. The record is from RefSeq and is a predicted model, not a curated record. Gene Ontology annotation, cellular component: nucleus.
AGAAGACGCCUUGAUUUUUUCGUUCGUCUAAACCUUGAAUAGCGAACAAUCAUCUUGGAACUGAAUCUUAGAGCGUUUUAAUCGUUUGAUCGCUUUCUUAUUAUGGAGGAUGUGGGGAAAGAAUCAGAAGACCAUGUUCGUUUGAAAGAGAUGCAAGGGACAGAUUCUUUAAAAUGGUUGUCAAAGAAGGUUUUCGAACAGACUGCUCGAAAACUGAAGAAAAAGCCCUCUCGAGCACGUUUGCACCUGGAUUUGGAACAGGUUGUGUCUUCUUUGAAAGGUCAAUCUACAAAAGAUAAUGUCUUGAGGCAGGAUUCUUUAGCAAGUGCACCCAAAAUAAAAAUGAUACGCAAGAGAAUUCCAACUAAAAUGACAAAUGAGGAAGUUAAAAGAUUUUACAACUUUGUCUUGAACAAGAGAGGUGGGAUUAGAAAACUAAAACCAAAACUGAAAAACCAAGAUGGAGGAAUGGAUGGUACAGCAGAUCAGAGCUUGGAAGCUUCUUGUCGAACAACAGUUAGCUCAGCAGAGUGCACAUCAACUGAAUUACCAAUGAGUAGAGUAACAGCAGGUUCUCAGUUGCCAGCGCCAGUAUUGUUAAAUGUUGAUCCCCAAGGCAGUCCAAUACAACUGCCUUUGAUGACACCACAGCUUUUGCCAUUGACUGGUGGUACACAGCCUGCUCUUGUGUUUUUCUUGGGGCCAUCUAGUGUGGUUCCUUCAGGAGAUUCUCCACUUGUUUCUCAUGCAAAUUCCAAUGCACCUCUUGGAAAUGCUGUGUUCUUCACUCAGCCGGUUACUUUGAACGUUGUUCCUCAAGAUGCAUCCUCAAGUGAAGGGGUAAUAGAGAAAGCUAUGGAACUGGCACAGUUUCAAUCAAAUCCUGUACAAAGUGAUUCUCAGCAACCAUCUCAGGACAUUACAACAGAGUUGGUGAUAUCAGAGGGAAGUAGCUCUAUUCCUUCCAAUACAAAUAAUUCCAAUUUACAAGGAUCUUUCCCCAUUGAUCACGCAUUUGGCUCUCUGCCCAAUAUUUCUCAGAAUGUAGUAAUAGCACAAUCUGUUGCAGCUGGAGAAAGUGUACCCAUUGAGAAUGUGUCAGAGUCAGUAACUGUGAAAACCUCACAGAUUAUGCAAAAUCAGGGAUUGUUUGAUUUGCGGUCUAUUUUGGAUGAAGCACGUGCAGAAUUGGCAGAUUCAGCAGAUACCAGUACAGAGACUGUUGCAGGAAACUUUGCAGAUGCUGCACCUAAACUGCUUUAUAGGAAAAAAGGUUUACGAAUCAGAGAAGUAAUGACUCAGACAGGUGGCGAAUCAGAGGUGUACAUUGUCAGUGAAAGAAAACUGGAUAGUGAGGAAGAUGCACCUGGUGAAGGGCCACUAGAAAUUGGAAUUACAGACAAUGAUACAAAGAAACCAGUGGGACUGCCACAUGAAGAAACAGAUUUUAGCACAAUCAAUGACUGUUUCUUUCAGGAAUGUCAGAAAGGAUUUAGAACUUCUAGUGAGCUCACUAUCCACAAGGCCAUUCACGUGGAAGUCAAGCAAUUCAAGUGUGAAUUCUGUGGAAAAGAGUUUAGGACCAAAGGAUGUAUCAAGUCACAUAUCAAGUAUCACAUUGGAGACAAAAGGCACAAGUGUACAGAGUGUGGCAGGGCAUUUGUCAAAAGUGCAGAUCUCAAACGACAUAUGGCAGGUCACAGAAAUGAGAAGAAGUUUGUGUGCGAUGACUGUGGCUCAGCCUUCACACGUCGAGAUAACUUAAAAGCACAUAGACUCCUGCAUACCAGGGAAUCUGUGGUUACAUGUGACUUGUGUUCCAAGGAGUUCAUCAAUGCAGUUUACUUGAAGAGACAUAUGCACAUACACAAGCAGGCUAAGAAGAAACCUUAUGAGUAA